AGGCGUCGCGUUAUCCGCGCGGAGUACCGUUACGCCGCGCGUCCCCGACGGUGGUUCAGCGACGCAGCAGCGAUUAUCCGCCUCCGGUGCGGGCGUCACGCGCGGUGCGGGCGCGGGUACGCGCCGACGGGCAUGCGAUUCGGGACACUCCCGUCGGAACUUGCCCAACUUGCCGACGAGACCGACGAGGGAUCCGGCGCGUCCGGGAGCGACGGAGGAUAGCCGAGUGCCGAAACGUCCUAGUCCCACCCACGACAUGGCCAAGAACGUAGGGGAGAGUCGGAUACCUGUUCCACGGGCAGCACGACCGUCGUUCUUCCCGAAAUCGAGAGUACUUGAGGCGUCGAGGCUCCUGACGGGAAGUCGCCGAUCAACGAUCUUCUCGGGAUGCUUUCAGUUUAACAGCGAGGACGAGUCCCCCACUCCGCGGGAGUUCUCGGGAUUCUCGACGUCUUCGCCCAACAAAACCGAUUCGGCGGCAGAUCGGACAUUCACGAUAUCACCUGUGUGGGACAUCGACAAGAAUGAUGUGCAACAACUGGUACAUCUCAGCGAGGAGAAAAGCAGUCUAUUCAGGCUACUUGAAGAUUCUCAGUUGAGCAUGAUCGAGGAUGUCGGUGACACGUGUCUCGUAGAAUCGGGCCUGGGCAAUUACAACGAUGCGAGCGCAGCGCCGCAUUAUUUGAUGCUGAACAAACAGAAUUCCUUCGAACACGACGAAAGUCUUGGUAUAUUGACACCGGACCAGAUGACCGACUUCACGGUGGCGUUGGAAUGCUCCAGGACACCAUCCUGCGAGAAUCUCACCGGAUCGGCCGGCUCGAAAUUGGCAUUGACCCGAGCGUCUGCGUCGACGAGGCCGCUGGUGGACGUGGAACCCGCGGAGGAGGGCUGUACCGAGAGAACCCCAUCGCCGGAAGAAUUACCGCUCGAUCCUAAACCCGUGGAGCCAAUCAGAGGUAACGCCGUGCCGGUGAGCUUCGUCACGUCGGUCACGAGUAUCACUAGUCUCGAGGCGGGCUACCAGGGAGACGGCGAGAACUCGAGACCGGCCAGCCGCGGCGCGGAUCCACCAUCCAUGGCAGUGGCGCCGGUCAAUCUUCCUGCGCCCUGUCGUCAAAAUCCGAUGACCGACUCGGACUUCUUCACCGAGAGCGACGCGGACGCGCACGAGGAGAUCGUGCGGGGCGACAGGAAAGCGCAGGUGAUCGACGGCACGCUGUUCUGCGCACCGGGUGAACGCGUAUGCCCCAGCUUCACCGGAGAAGAGAUGGACUCGAGCGGGAUUUAUUCAGACUUGGACAAGCUACAAGCACCUGGUGAACAGGCGCCGGAAGAGAACGACGACCAUACCCCCGAUACCGGAGAUACCGAGCUCUCUCAGAGGAGUCAACCUUCACCUAUCGCGGCGAACGUUAUCAUGGAUUACUUACAGAGUUCCGCAAAGGCAUCGGAUGAAACGAGCAACGUGAACGACACCACGACCUCUGUCGAAGUCACAGUGAUCGAAAAAAUUGAGAAAAAUGACAACAUCAGGCCCAAAUCACAAAGCAAGGCCGAUACGAUGCCUUUGAAAAAAUAUAAAAUGCCGAAGAGAAACGUCGUCUCGAAGAUCAAGGCGAUGAUCGAGUCAUCUCCGAAAGAUGAUGCGGAAAAAGAGGCGAGACGCUCUCAGAGAUCAACUAGAAAAGGCGGGCGCUGGGACGCUGUGAUGAACAAGAUAGAGGCUGGCAAAAAUGAGCAGAGAACGAGAUCAGUUAGGAAAGAAGUGAAAUCGAGAGUUUUGCAGAAUCUCACUUUGUCACCUUCCGCGAGGCCAACGUCGAAGAAAGCCGGCGAUGCGAAUAACAACAACAAUAAGGAUAAACGGAGGACGCGUGGCUGGCAAGAAAUGAAAUCACCAAUACAGGAAACGGCUAGAAGUUCUGUUCGCAGUUCCAUGAGCGACCUCAGUAGUGGUCCAAGUAAAGACCUGUCAAAGCGAUCACCGACGUCCGCGAACCCGCCCCGGAGAUUCGUCUCGAACGGCCACGCCGCCAGUCAGGUCCGCGUAAAUAGUUUCGACGCGAAGAAGAACUGCAUCGACGUGGCGACGGUGGAGCUCGAGAAGAGCCCACCGUCGGCGCGAAAGCCAGCGAUAACAAGGAGAUUAACGGCCAACGCCACAGUGAAACAGAAAUCCUCCGUGGCGUCGAUAAAAGAUCGUGAGUCGAAGGAGGCGCUCCACAACACCACCUACACGGUAACGGCGAGGACGUCGCCGGAGACGCGUGAUCAGGCCGCACAGACUACCGUGCCCUACGUGGAGUUCCGCGUGGAGCAAGCGGAACGGGCCGCACAAGCGCUCGCGGUGAGCGUGCGUUACUUGGCGUUCGAGCUCGAUGCGUUUGCCACUCCCAAACUGAAGAAGGAUUUCGAGAAGCUGAAGGCCGAUUGCGAGGAGAUGAAGAAUGAGCGAUCGGCCCUGCUUUCGGAGAUCGACGUUUUGCGCGCGAGAUGUGUCAGCAUGGAGGAGAGACUCGAGGUGGAGAGGGAGGACCACCGUAAAGCUCUGGACCAGCUUCGCGACGAGUUGGAGGCUCACAGGACGAAACAGGUUACCUCGCUCGUCGAAACUGUGAAAGAGGAAAGGCACAAGUACGACGUUAGACUGGACGAAGUUACAAGGGAGCAUCGCGCGACAAUUGCGAAAUUGCGCGCCGAGCAGGUCAACGAGCUGACUCGUAAAGAGGAGAUGAGAAGAUCCGUGGUUCACGAUCAGGGUGCCGCACUGAUGGCGGAGAUCGAGUCACUGAGAUCCGUGCUCGAGCUGAAGAGUCAGGAGAACGCGGCACUUCGAUCAGAGCUGGACAGUUACAGGCGCGACAUCGAGCAGAAGGACGCCUUGCAGAUGCGGCUCGAUAUGGCGGAGGCCAGAUGCGAGGACCUGAAGGCUCAGCUCCAACGGAAGGAAUCCUUCGAACGGCAGAUCUCGCACGAGAACGAGAUGCUUCACGAAUCGAUUCACCAAGUAUCGAAACACAACAAGCGCUUGUCGCAGCGGAACGAGGAGCUACAGUGGAAGCUGCGAAAUAAGAACGAUUGGGUGAGUGUUCUUGCGAAUCAGCUGAAUCCACGGUUAACUCGAUCCGCGGGUGCGGAACAGAUGGAACACAAUUAUUCGCUCGACAAGAACGGCGCUCAUUCGUCGUCGAUGAUGAAAUUCAUGGUCGAGAAGGGCGCCUCCGUCUCUUGGACGCUGGAAAUCGAUGAUCUGUCGAAGGGGACAUCCGACUCGCUUAGCACAUUGCCGAAAGUAGCCAGGUCCUCUGAAGGCGUGACGACAGUCUCUAGGCAAGGAUCGCUCAGGUUGACGCCGAACGCUAGGCCUGCCAUGGAUACCAGAGCGAGAUCAAAGAGCAUCUCCACCACGUGCGAUUCGGCGCGGACCGCGGCGGCGGAGGAAGCGGCCGCGUGGUCGCCUUCGUUUAGCUCGACGCCGGUCCCGCGGCGACGUCCUAGGAAAGAGCAAUCGUCGCCUUCCUCGUCAUCCUCUUCAUCGUCUUCCACGUCGUCUACGGCGCCAGCCGUCAAUUCCACAGUGGCCGCCGCGGUGGCGGCCGCUGCAGCGGCGGCGGUGGCGGCGGCGGAUGAUUGUAACGUCGGUGGCGGUCAGAGACCCCAAGAGGCUGGCGGGGAAGCGAUGAUCUCCGAGGAAACGUCGGCUUCCAGCAGCGAGGACGAGUCGUCCACCGGUAGCGAUAUCCCGCGGCUGGGAAUACAGUUUGCUUGGGGCAAACCGAUCAAGUAACACUCGAGCGAACCAUUGCGGCCUGCCUGUCUACGCGUUCCUUCGCCCGCGUAACACAAUGCUGUUUUUCGAAUCGCGAGUUAUCGUACGGCCGCUGUCUCUGUUCUCUUGCCUACACAGUGGAGUCGUUCCUCGACGUGCAUUCAUUGCGGACCUUCGUUGAUCAUUCCCCCUUCGUCCGUUUGCAGAUACGUUUUACGUUUCGUUAUUGUGUAACGCCGGCACCGCGCCUCUUUUAUUUUUCCUUCUCCAACCGAUACACAUCCGGCCGAGGUUUCGAGCGAGAGAGGAGUGGCGUUUACAUUUUAAGCAAACGUGCCGCGCGAUUCAAACGAUUCACGCGAUUCCGGAGUAUAACGUUGUAAGUUAGUGAGAUGUUUAAGAGAUGAAUUCCACGAUGUAUUUUAAUGUUACGACUGUAUAAAUUAGACUAGUACGAUUGUUUCCGUGGUUUUCCCAAUUUACGAGGACGUUUCAUCUUCCCCGACAUACACACACACACACGAUUUUUGCAUUGCGAUUUAAGGCAGGGUGGAUUUAAGAUUAGGACCUUCGAAAUCCAUUACGUAAUGAUUUUCCGAUAAUGCAUACAACGAAACUGCUUCGUUUGCUGUAAUCAAGGCAGCCGUACCUUUCUUCCGGGCAAUCUUUCGCCUACGAAGUUCACGACGUACAGAGUCACGCGAGAAAAUUCUCCAUUUUUGUUUUCAUUUGCGGCUUUUUUUUCUUUUUGAAUUUUGACGGACAUUGAAAAAGGGAAGUUCAAUGUCGUUCUGGCUGACAGACUUUUAUUGCGGAUCUUUCCGAGAAUUUUACCGGAUAUCCGACUGUCUCUGGACACUUUUAUAAUUACGUGAGUACGUUUUAUAAGCGUCACCUAUUUUUUUUUUCCGUUUUUGGUACAGAGACCACGUAGUAUUUGCGGAGGUAAAAUAUAUAAAUAUAUAUAAGAGCAUGACAAAAGAAAAAUAUUCCUCGUUCCUCGCGAUCAUGCCGAUUUCGUACUUGUGUAAGUCGAUUACUUUACAGAUGAUGCGCGUCGUCUCUUGCGUUUUCCGUUUGUUGCGUUCUCGAGAGAAAGAAAAAAAAUCUGACUGCCGGAAACUCUUCGCCGGCGCGACGUUUGUCUUGUAGCGCGCCUUCGCGCGCAGCGGAACAACCGAAUUCGCGGAUGAUCUACCUGGUAGAUGCAGCAGAAAGAGCAGUGAUAAAACCAUUUAGCGACAAACUUGUAGCACGUUCCGAAAAGAGCGUUAAUUUCACAGUCCGUUCCAAUAGACGAGUGGGUAGUUUAGAUUAUAAAUGAGAGGGAGAGAGCAUCGCGCGCCCGACACACGGAAGCCAAGUAUUACUCACCGAGAAAGUAUGUUUUCUUUUCUCAUGUGUGCUGAUAAGAUCGAUGUAUUAUAUACUUCUCGAAUAAAUAAGUAUCAUCUGAAUUGUAGAGCAA
Messenger RNA from Temnothorax curvispinosus, 5240 nucleotides. It is a transcript of the gene toc, whose product is annotated as nucleoprotein TPR. Gene Ontology annotation, molecular function: microtubule binding. Gene Ontology annotation, cellular component: nucleus; cytoplasm. NCBI's taxonomy places the organism in Eukaryota, Metazoa, Arthropoda, Insecta, Hymenoptera, Formicidae. The record is from RefSeq and is a predicted model, not a curated record. The transcript is spliced from 11 exons. Bases 257 to 3790 code for a protein of 1177 amino acids.